Molecule: messenger RNA, 1887 nt
Organism: Pyricularia pennisetigena
Lineage: Eukaryota; Fungi; Ascomycota; Sordariomycetes; Magnaporthales; Pyriculariaceae
Exons: 1
Coding region: 1-1887 (628 amino acids)
Biological process (GO): sucrose catabolic process
Cellular component (GO): fungal-type vacuole
Molecular function (GO): sucrose alpha-glucosidase activity
Source: RefSeq, a predicted model, not a curated record
AUGUGUUUACUAUACGUUGGCAUUGCUGCCCUGAUAUUUAGAUAUCCAACCUGCCCAUCUAAUUUUGUUAUCCCAACACUCUCCGGAACCAACGCGCAUCUGCCGCGCCUAGCUCCUGAAUUCGAGGUCGCCGGGGGACGUCGAGCCGAAAACAGCGAAAUGCUCCUACCGUUGACGCAUAGCGUCACGGCUGCAGCAGGGUCAGUUCUCGUGUCUGCCUCGGUGGCGGCAGCACAGAAUGUGGUGCCUUUUGUCAACCCGGCUGUGCCCACAGGCGUUCCAAUACCCGGCAACUACAGCGGUGCGCUCCGGCCUCGCGUGCAUUUCACGCCACCGCAGCAUUUCAUGAACGAUCCGAACGGCAUGUUCAGGGACGCAAACGGUGUGUGGCAUGUCUACUAUCAAUACAACCCGACAGGCCUGGUCGCAGGAAACCAGCAUUGGGGCCAUGCCACAAGCCAAGACCUCUAUCACUGGAACAACCAGAAAAUCGCCAUCUUCCCUCCCGAUGAGAAUAUUUUCGCAUAUUCGGGUAGCAUAGUCGUCGAUGUCAACAAUACAUCAAAACUCUUCCCCCCCGGGAAGAAGGACGGAGUUGUCGCCAUUUUAACACUGGCUCAGUACAUGGAAGACGGGACCGCUGGUCCUCAAACCCAAGCCCUAGCCUACUCGAUGGAUGGCGGGUUCACAUUCGAGUACUAUGAUAAAAACCCAGUCAUCGCAGGCACCAGCAGCCAGUUCCGGGAUCCCAAAGUCUUCUGGUACCAGCCGCCUCCGGGCUCACGGUUUAUGGAUGGUUACUGGGUCAUGGCUGUUGCCUACUCUCAGGAAUUUGCCGUCGGCAUAUACACCAGUCCCAACCUACGAGAAUGGACGCCCAGGUCAAACUUCACCAACCGGGGACUGCUGGGGACCCAAUACGAAUGCCCAGGGAUUGUCAAGAUGCCCAUAAGGGACGGCGUUGGCGGCCCGGUUGUCGGCGAAGCAUACGUCCUCGUCGUAUCGGUGCAGCCCGGUGCACCACUGGGAGGUUCCGUAACCCAGUAUUUCCCCGGCACAUUCAACGGCACACACUUUUCCUCUUUCGACCACGCUACCCGCCUCACCGACUUUGCCAAGGACAACUAUGCAGCCCAAUACUUUGAGGGCCUGCCAUCAAAUAUGAAUGCAGUCAACAUGGGAUGGGCCAGCAACUGGGCGUACGCACAGCUGACACCAACCGGUCAGCUCGAGGGCUGGCGGGGUGGCCUUACCCUGCCGCGAUCAAACUACCUGACAAAGGCCCCAAGGAUCGGCUGGACCAUGGUCGACGAACCAUAUAACCUGGCACCCGUGCUCGCUCCCGAUCCCAACGACGAAGACUGCGAGCUGGCAGAGGCCGACUCGAAAUCCCUCGAUAUGACUGCCUGGAACUCGGGGGCGUUCCUGAUCGACGUGGUUGUCACGGGCCUCGAGCUCAGAAAGCUCCAGCCCGACGCGUCUCUCAACUUUACUCUAUCAGCCCCUGGGAAUUCGACUGAGUCACUCAAGUUUGGCAUGUUCUUUGCGGGAGACAUGCCCUUCUUCAUAGACCGGAGUCGCGCCCGAAGCCUGUUUGAAGACAACGUCUUUUUCACCGACAAAUUCUCCACCGCCGACGUUUGGGAUACCAGGCCAGACUCAAGGUGGACGUUGAGGGCAAUCAUCGACAGAUCGAUAGCGGAGUUCUUUGUGGAUGAGGGGAUACACUCGGCAACUUGCUUGAUAUUUCCCAGUCAAUUGCUAUCAGUGCUGGGUGUGCAAAGCGGCGGGCUGAAUACAGGGGCAAAGGUCACCCUUUCAGUCAAGCCGCUUCAAGAUACUUGGGUGCGAAAUGUGCGGGCACCUAGCCGUUAUGACAAACGAUAA